AUGGCAGAGAGCGAGGACGAGGCGCUGGCCCAGAGCGACGGCCACCACUGGAAGAGGAGCACCUUCGACCGGCUGGGCUUCCCCCACGCCCUGCUGGAGAAGAGCCUGUCCGUCCAGACCAACCUGGCCUCGCCCGAGCCUUACCUACACCCCUCGCAGUCGGAGGACCUGGGCGCCUGUGCCCAGUUUGAGGCGAGCAGGAACGCCCGCAACAUGAUGCCCAGCGCCAGCUGCGGCGUCUUCCCCGAGUUCACGCUGCGCAAGCCGUCCUCGGAGACCGACAUCGAGAACUGGGCGUCCAAGCACUUCAACAAACACACUCAGGGCCUGUUCCGGAGGAAGGUGUCCAUCGCCAACAUGCUGGCGUGGAGCAGCGAGCCCAUCAAGAAGCCCAUGAUCGUGACGUCGGACCGCAUGGUGAAGAAGGAGGCGGUGGAGAUCUUCAAGCUGGUGCAGACCUACAUGGGGGACCGGCGCUCCAAGAUCCACCCCCUCACCGUGGCCCUGGAGGUGGCGGUGCGCGGCUGGAGCAGCCAGGGCUUGCGCGACGAGCUCUACAUCCAGCUGUGCCGCCAGACCACGGAGAACUUCCGCUACGACAGCCUGGAGCGCGGCUGGGAGCUCAUGGCCGUGUGCCUGGCCUUCUUCCCCCCCACGCCCCGCUUCCACUCCUACCUGGAGGGCUACAUCUACAGGCACAUGGACCCCCUCAACGACACCAAGGGAGUGGCCAUCAGCAGCUAUGCCAAAUACUGCUACAGGAAAUUACAGAAGGCUGCUUUAACCGGAGCUAAGAAGGGUCUCCAGAAGCCCUGCCUGGAGGAGAUCAAGCACGCCAGGAACGCCAUCUUCAGCCCCUCCAUGUUCGGCUCCUCCCUGGAGGAAGUGAUGUCGCUGCAGAAGGAGCGCUACCCGGACCGGCAGCUGCCCUGGGUGCAGACCCGCCUGUCAGAGGAGGUGCUGGGCCUCAAUGGGGACCAGACGGAGGGCAUCUUCAGGGUUCCCGGCGACAUCGACGAGGUCAACGCCCUCAAGCUCCAGGUGGACCAAUGGAAAAUCCCCACCGGACUGGAGGACCCACACAUCCCAGCGUCUCUCCUGAAGCUGUGGUACCGGGAGCUGGAGGAGCCUCUGAUCCCUCAUGAGUUCUACGAGGAGUGCAUCACCCACUACGACAGCCCCGAGGCGGCGGUCAACGUGGUGCUGGGCCUGCCUCACAUCAACAAGCUGGUUCUGUGUUACCUCAUCCGCUUCCUCCAGGUGUUCGCCCAGCCUGCCAACGUGGUGAUCACCAAGAUGGACGUGAACAACCUGGCCAUGGUCAUGGCCCCCAACUGCCUGCGCUGCCAGUCGGACGACCCCCGGAUCAUCUUCGAGAACACGCGCAAGGAGAUGUCCUUCAUCCGCGUGCUGGUCCAGCGCCUGGACACCAGCUUCAUGGACGGCAUGCUAUAGCCCCGCCGAGCACACACACGCAGACACAUACACACACACACAGUCCCCGUGCACUCCCUCUCCCCGUACAUGGUAUCGCACCCCGAGACAUACCCGCACACGCGAACGCUAAGCUCACAGAGGAACGCGUGCAUACGGUGUCAACCAAACGCACGCGGGCGUCCCCGUGUCGCGUCCCCAUGUCACUUCCCUCUCAGCGUGACAGGCCCCUGGAUGUUCAGGAAGGGGGCCGAGAAAAAUCCGCGGAAGAGAAAAAAAUAUCCAAACGACAUGCAUAUAUGACUCGUAUGCACGAUUCAAAUGUACUCGAUUACGGGGAAGCGCGUGUGGGAGGGAGAGGCAUGCAAAUCCAUGAAAACAAGAAAAAUAGAUAAGCAGGUGGAGGCUGACCUGCAAUGUGGACCAUGAACAGGGCCCAGUCCUCUGGCUCAGCAGCCUCCCCCCCCCUCCCUUCCUCCUCGUGUUAGCCCCUCCCCCGAAACGAGGCCAGCGAGGAGUUUGGCUUCAGCUGGUCCUGAAGGUCGCGAUGCCCGAGCACCAGAAAAACGCCCCCUUCCUCCACCAAGAACCCCCAGGAACCGAACCCGACUACUCCCCCCCCCCCCUCCAAUUCCUGUUGGUGGUAGAGAAUCCGUUGGUCUGCAGAUCUGUUGUGAGCUCCGAGCUGCCGUAGAAGAGCCGACGGUCUCUGCUGUGGUUUGGAACCGUGGGGGGGCGGGCGGGGGGGGGGGGCUUACUGUAGAGGGGAUCACAGAAGCACUGCCAACUGGGAUCUGUCUCAGGAAGUGAUGUCAGACACCGUGCCACAGCUACACCGGGACUUCCUUAAAAGACCCCUCCAGAACUGUCGAUUCACCCCCUGCACCCCAAUCUGUAGUUGUCACCCCACCACCACCACCACCUGCACCCUGGAGACCAACAACCACACAACCUCUACCCCGGCCCCCAAACUCCCCACGAACCUCCAUGGUCCCUGACUCACACCUUUGUACUCUCACAUUACUACAAGUUGUGAAUGUGUCUUUAAAAAGAGCUCCGUCCACCCUGUCUGUCUGUGUUGUGGACAAAUGUUUCGUGUCACACGUUCAGAGACCGAGACACGUUUGAUUUUGUAUCGUCCCAGAACAAUUGUUUUCUUUGUUCGUUUGUUUUUGACAAAUCGCGUGUGUUUGUUUGUAUGUAACAGAGUUCUAACAUGGUUUAACCCACCGUUUUCAUUUUUUUUUUUUAUAUAUGAUUUAAUUUAUUUCUAUUUAUUCGAGCAAAUAUUUCUUAAUGCCUUUUUUAGACUGUAUAGUUCAACAUUCAGCGUGGCUUUAUUCUCUUUUUACGUUUGAACACAUACGUGUGCGUGCGUACGUGCUCGAGUGCGUGCGUGUUUCCGAACACUGUAGUGCACCUACUGUACAUCACAUGUUCCUCCGCACAUACAUGUUGAUAUGUGACUCUGUAAUGUACGUACGUCUGAGACGGAAGUCCUGCUGUACGACAUCGAUUCCAUCGUUCUGAGACGCGUCGAAUGGACGGUUGUCAAAGCCUCGACUCUCUUAAACCUAUAAACACCUUCUUUCACACACACAUACACACACACACACACACACUGUCCUGACAUUAUCUCACGCUUUACAAAAGCUAGCAUCGUUUUUUUUAUUCACACAGCGCAAGUAUGGUACGAAUGUGUUUUAGGGUUUUUUUUGUGUAUUUUUUUUCCAUUUGGAUGUCAUGCUAGGAGUGCUGAAGCAAAGGAAUGUGGGAGAAGGUUAGGGAGUAAAGGGGGGGGGGGGGAGAUUGUGUGCCAUGCUAAUUCACUCCACCCUGCUACUCUCACACUCACCACACACGGCAUUGGCCACUUGUACAUCAAGGCACUGUACAGAUUAGUGUGCAAAAACAAGUUCAGACUAGUGAAAAGAGCCUCAUACGAUUCAAGGGUGACCGCAGUGCAAAUGUAUUGUAACAACAGGGUGUUCUGUUUUAGUUCUUUUUGAAAGGUAAGAAAGGUAUUUCUUGAGUAGAGUUACAGAAUGUUUGGGCCAUCCACAUUUGCUAUAGUGAAGUGUUUCCCCACCAAACGAUUCAAAACCUUUUGGCCCCUUAAGAGCUGAAUCCACAUCUAAAAUCACUAAUUCUGGGCUUGGGAAACAAGUGUAAAAUACAGUGUGUUGUGACGUUUGUGUGUGUGUAUGUGUGCGUGUGUGCAAGGCUGUGUUUGUGUGUGUGUGUGUGUGUUUGUCUAAGAGAUGGUAGUAGAUAGAAUAGAAUGCAGUUAUGUCAUGCUUUGACCCAGCAAAUUGACCAAUCAGCAUGCAGAACUAGGGUCUUCACUCUUUUUAAACAUACUUUUACGAAAGCAAAACAUGAAACUAGAUACUUACAGAACAGAUACUUACAGAAUGAAUUUACAAAACCCAGAGUUGUUGCAGUAUUUAGCUUUAAAAGUUUCAACUGAGAAAAGAUUGCUCUUUUUUUUAUUUUACUAAUUUCUUGAUUCCUGUUUUGGUUUGUUUCAACAGAUGUUCUCUUACAUUCAGUGUACAUACUGUUCUUAUAAUUAUUAAUGUAAUUAAUAUGACUGAAGUUGAACAUAAGGUGAGAGGCAGCUGCUAUUUGUUCUGUGCUCUUCACAACGGCAUCCUUUUUUUCCAUCUUAACGUCCACUGUGUCACUCACGCUGUUGAAGAGAAGACUUGUUAAGAGAAAUGGACAUUGUUUAAUAAAUGAUGAAAAUACGAAACAUGUUUUGGUGUUUAUUGAUAAUUCACUGAAUCGUAUGACAGACAUUAAUUUACGUCGUCCAAGGGUCUGAGGCCACUGAAUGAUUUGUUGAACAAACAGAAUGAAUCUGAAUCUAGUUCAGAUUCAGAGUCAAGUACAAAAAGAACACCUUUCAGUAUAUUGGUCCUGAAUUGUCUAAUAUUCGAUAGUUUUCAAUCCACUUGACUUAUUGUUUGUAGUUAUUAAACAAGCACAGUACUGGACGAGCACACGCACACACAUCCAUUAUUACUAAAUAUUUAAAUCAAUGUUAUAAUUUUUUUAAUUAAUAGUUCAGUCCGUCUACUGAGACUGUGUAAGCAAUCAAGAUACUGAAAGAACGGAAAAAUAAGACACAUUUUUCUGACAAUCCCAACAAACAGCCUGAACGUUCACCUUCAUGGAGUAAUGGUCAGGUGCUCAGUUUAGAUUUGAAACCAGUGUAGGUGUGUCUUGGCUGCAGCAAAAUCAACCCUCUACUUUUUUAUCCACAUAUUAAGUAUUACCGACUGAAGUAUUUUAUGAAGUAGGCAAAGUUGUCUUUGACUGAGAUUAGACCUCAAAUAGGUUAUUUUAUGUAAGAGAUGCAAUACAUGAGAAAUCAUAUCUUUUUAAAGGAUAGAUUGUCAAACAGACAAGUUGUAACUGUAAUUGUAACUUUUGUAGAAAGGUAAAGGCAUUCUUUUUUUGAAGUUUUCUUUAAUAAAGUAUUUUACCAACUAUUCACUCAUAAAGGUGUCAGACAGGAACCUAAAAUGGAUCCAUCAGAAACAUGCAGGUUUUCACUGAACAUUAUAGUCAUGUCUCAAAGGAAGGGUAGGCCAGCUAGCUAUUGUAGCUUCUGUUUGACACAAUUCAACCCAAAAUAACUCACCCCCUCCCUU
This is a messenger RNA of Hypomesus transpacificus, 5093 nucleotides long. RefSeq names its product Rho GTPase activating protein 39 (gene arhgap39). The record is from RefSeq and is a predicted model, not a curated record. Gene Ontology annotation, cellular component: cytoplasm; cytoskeleton. NCBI's taxonomy places the organism in Eukaryota, Metazoa, Chordata, Actinopteri, Osmeriformes, Osmeridae. Gene Ontology annotation, biological process: signal transduction. Gene Ontology annotation, molecular function: GTPase activator activity.